Molecule: messenger RNA, 3441 nt
Organism: Athalia rosae (coleseed sawfly)
Lineage: Eukaryota; Metazoa; Arthropoda; Insecta; Hymenoptera; Athaliidae
Gene: Liprin-beta
Product: liprin-beta-1
Exons: 12
Coding region: 115-2376 (753 amino acids)
Biological process (GO): neuromuscular junction development
Cellular component (GO): presynaptic active zone
Molecular function (GO): protein binding
Source: RefSeq, a predicted model, not a curated record
AGUUAAGGAAGCCACAAAAAAUCUUGUGUCAGCUAUUCAGAAUGCUCCAUCACCCCUACAACCACCAGACGCAGAAACUGUCAAUGUAUUAUUACAUUGGCUUCAGCCACUAUUAUGGAAGAAUCGUGGAACGGGGGACUAAUGGGAGAGCGUCAAGAUCUGGACCCAAUCACCGAAGAAGAAGAUAGAAGCUACCCCAAAGAUUCACAUUCGGACUCUUCCGACACAACUUCAACGAUGAAACGCAAUGGGUCUAAAGAGACGACUUCCGAAGUUUAUGACUCAUCAGCAACAUCAUCUACGUCUGAACCGGGCGAUGAUUAUGCUAAUGAUUAUCCACGUACUGUAGAAAUUGAACUCCCAGGACCGCCCUCAGAUUUACGUAGCGAUUGCAGAUCCCAGAGCUGCCUCUGCCAGUCUUGUCUGUCGGGAUACUCGAGAGCCAUGGGGUUUGCAGGGAAUAUACCCAAUUCCUGUACUGUUGCAGUCAACACCACACACUUAGCAUCGCUGCCACCUUUCUACACCAUGGGUUGUUCAAGUGCUGGAAACGAGUUCGUGUACCGAUCUAUGAAAGAACCGUCACCCAUGCGGUAUAUUCCCUCUCCGGCUCCCCGUUGCUGUUUGCCUCAAAACCAGGGUACCACGUUGGUAAAAGAUUUUUCGGGGAAUAAGUCAAGCAGUAAAUCAUCAAGUAUGACCUCAUUGCCAGCAACUCCUACUCGCAGUGCGGGGUCUUUAGAUCGAAGGAGACGAAGAUUGAGAAACAGGAGUGAGAGAGAUCAGAGAGCGAGAUCCCACAAUGAUUUGAUAUGCUGCGACAGGGAAAGGCUUUACUGCUCCCAUCAGCAAUUUCAAUAUGCAAGCAAUCCAUAUGUGAACAGCUAUAACAAUAAUGCUGAGGAACGUUUGAGAAAACUCGAGACCGAAAGAGGUGCAUUACAUAUGGAGGUCUCUGUACUCUCUGAACAAGUAGAUGCUCAGUCCAAUAAAAUUCAUGAGCUUGAAAGUAUCUUGCAAGAGAAAAAAGAAUCUCUAAGGCAAAUGGAAGAGGCUCUCCAAAGGGAAGUUUUCUCAAGAAGUACAUUGGAGACGCAGAAAUUAGAGUUACUCAGUUCCAUGUCCGAACUGAAACUCAAACAAGCCAGCCUGGAGCAUGAAAACAGGAGCUUACGCAACAGUCCUAUUUCAAAUGGGGAGAGAUUCAGCCGACACGCCGGACAAUAUAGCAGCUUACCUCGACCUCCAACAUCAUCUAAAAAAGGAGUAGCUUUUGGUAAGGUAGUAGGGAAUCUUAGCCCAGGAACGCAGACUACUGUCCCUUUGGCUAUCAGAGGAAUCUCUGCCAGAUGCCUAUCAGCCCCAAUCCUAGCCGAGGAGGAGAAGACAGUUAUUGGUGAGGCUGCGCCACAGCCUGAGUAUAUUGCCCCAAAGCCUUUGGCCGAUUUAACGAUGGAGGAAAUUGGCGAUUGGCUAUCUAGACUGGGCCUUGAAUGUUAUGCAGCUGAAUUACGACGUUGGGGUGCAACUGGAGCAAAACUCCUAGAUACACAACCGAAUCAAAUUGAGAAAGAACUUGACAUUAAAAACACAUUACAUAGAAAAAAAUUGCUAUAUGCUAUAGAGUCGGAAAGACCAAAUUCUGUUGGAUUUUUUGGAGCUGAACAAAUGGAUAAUGGAGCAGUUCUUAGAUGGUUAGAUGAUAUUGGACUGCCGCAGUAUAAGGAAGCUUUCCAAACUGCCAAGAUUGAUGGUAGAGUUCUUCACCGAUUGACCACAGAAGAUUUACUGAAUCUAGGAGUCAAUGCUCAAUUGUAUGCAGCUAGCUUACGCCGUGGGAUUCAGGUUCUACGAGAGUUGAAUUUCAACUUUGAUAGUCUGGAGAGAAGAUCGAUUAACGGAAACGGAGCUGAUGGGACCUACGUCGCUUUGUGGACGAAUCAUCGAGUUAUGGAAUGGCUGAGAGUCGUUGAUCUUGCCGAAUACGCACCCAAUAUGCGGGGUUCAGGUGUUCACGGCGGAUUAAUGGUCCACGAGGGUCGUUUCACCUCUGAAUUGCUAGCAACGCUGUUGAGCAUUCCUCCAGCCAAAACUCUACUCCGACGACAUCUGACCACUCACUUCAAUCAACUACUUGGGAGAGAAGUGGUCCAGCAUAAGAGAGAAAUGGAAAGCACCUUAGGUUUCGUCCCGCUUACUCUUACGGCUAGAUUAAAAGUACCAAAGAAAUCUCAAUUCACGCUGAAGCGGAAGAAAAGUAAAAACGAAGUGGACUAUGGGAACCUAGUUUGUCCUCUGGAACCUUCGCCACCAGGUACACCAUGUUCGCCUUCUUCAAGCCCUGGCAGUCCUAAUCUCAGUUCACCCAUAUUCUAACCAAUCACAGAUUCACUCGAGCAAGAAACUAAAAGUACGCAAUUCGUAAGUCUAACUCCACUAAUAAUACACGUAACCAAUCAUUCAAAGUGAACCUAUACUGUACAAAGUCGAUUAUUGAGAUUCAGUAUACGUUUUGGGGUACCCUAUUCUCCGAAUCAAUUUCAUAUCGCCAAAACCACGACAAAGUUGCCAUUUCCUUAUCCUCUGGACCAGAAUGUUACGCGAAUCAAUGGUAAUCUGAUAUACUAAUCUAAAGUAAGAUACAUCAUAUACUACGCCUUAACUUGACAUUUAACAUCAAAAUAAUAUCAUAUAUCAUUUUAACUUCAAUCGUCGCUUUGCUUGAAAUAAAACAAAACUUCCUUGCAUUAUUUCAUCUGAUAGGAUAUGAAUUGGAACGUUCUAGGUGCAGAAGAUAUGGAACAUAGGCGAGUAAUUGGUUGCAUAUAGACAGAAAAAGAGAGAGAGUAAGUCUGUCUGUACCGUACGUGGUGACUCGUAAUACUGCCAAAUAAAAAUGUAAAUUAUUUUAAUAUUUUUGCCGUAGCAAUAUAUCAACAAUAUAUUGCUCUAAUAGUCGACGUAUAUUAAUGAAAUGAAUAUGCAAAAAUUAGUAAUGUAGAAUCUACAUGUACUCAAACUAGUACAUUUUUCGAAAUGAUAUCAAGGACCAGAGACGAGAGGUAGGGCGGGAGGUAUUUUUACAUAUUUAAACAGUGUGUCAGACCGCGGAUGAAAUCCAAACGAUACGUUGUUAAUAAUAACGUACGGAUUGAUAUGAAGAAUAUUAUCUAAAGAUGACAUAAAUUCUCAUGAAUAAGUCACUUAAUGAUUCCUGAAUAACUAAUUCGAAUUGUUAUACAAUUGUUACCCAUAGAAUCUGUAUUUUUAAUAUUGAAACCCUUACAUAAGUACGAUCAUACAAAUCUCUAGUAUUAAUCCACACUAUGUUGGAUGAGAAAAAAUGUCAUAACUUGUUACCCAUUGAUCACGAAUCAGAACGUGCGAAGAUUCAAGUGCCGAAACCUGCUAAGAAAAUAAAAUCAAUCGAAGGUAUCAAAA